CAAGCCGAAAGUAGGGCGCUUGUUGCAGCUUUGGCACGAAAUUUAUUUUCCGUGGAAAUUUAUGAUGAGCAUAUUUAACGCAAUUUGAGAAAAUUAAAUCUUGAUUGAAUGAUUGGGGCCAUAAAACGAUCCUAAAUUAAGUUUGUUUAGCUGACAAGGGAUAAGGAGCGCUAUGGCAACGUUUGUUCGAUAGAAAAUUAUUAGUGCGUUAUGGGCGGUAAGGGCAAAAAGAAGAAGGGUAAAGCGAAGAAUGGCGAAAAGAAGAAAGCCCCCAAGGCGAAAAAAGGGGGCCGGAAAGGUGGAAGAUCGAAGAGUUCAAGGUGUACAGUGGAUAUUUUUACAGAAGCCGCCAUGGAAAAUGCAUACACAGUCUGUCACAAUGUUCAAGAUUUAUUAAAAUCAAGAGGAUUUCCUUGGCCUGAUGCCCAGAAAAAGAAGAAGAAAGGCAAGAAAUAAUUUCUUGGAUGUAAUUUUUUUCAUCGUGAUGUGUUAUUUUUUUCACAAUUUGCGCUCAAAGUAGCUAAAUAAAGCGUCUCGAAUUUUUUAAAGUUCAAGUACACAAGGUUUGUUUAUUGGUGUAUGUUUGGUUACAUAGGUGAGAAUAGGAUUGGCUCCACUAAUGUAAAUUUAGCAUAAGCUGCCAAUACAAGUUGCUAUUUUUAUGGACGUAUGUUUUUUUUCAGGGUAUCUGUAAACACGAUUCUAGAAUUUUUACUUAAUUAUGUACUUGUAAUGUAAUUUUCUAUUAAUUUGGAGUGAUUUUAAAAAAUAAAGUACCAAUAACCAGUCUCAAUUUAUUUUUAUUUUUUUUGUAAAAACUGGGAACAAAACAGUAGAGUAACUUAUUUAUUUAUGUGUAACAUUAAUAUAAAUGUAACUACAGUUAAUUAAUACACUCUGCUUAACUAAAUAGUUGCUUAUUUU
Messenger RNA from Tribolium castaneum (red flour beetle), 924 nucleotides. RefSeq lists its product as uncharacterized. The transcript has 2 exons. The coding region runs from base 211 to 456 and encodes 81 amino acids. NCBI's taxonomy places the organism in Eukaryota, Metazoa, Arthropoda, Insecta, Coleoptera, Tenebrionidae. The record is from RefSeq and is a predicted model, not a curated record.